Messenger RNA from Suillus bovinus, 1900 nucleotides. RefSeq names its product major facilitator superfamily domain-containing protein. Gene Ontology annotation, molecular function: transmembrane transporter activity. The coding region runs from base 22 to 1488 and encodes 488 amino acids. The transcript is spliced from 19 exons. Gene Ontology annotation, cellular component: membrane. The record is from RefSeq and is a predicted model, not a curated record. Gene Ontology annotation, biological process: transmembrane transport. Lineage: Eukaryota; Fungi; Basidiomycota; Agaricomycetes; Boletales; Suillaceae.
CGUCGAUCAUCCUUGCCCCACAUGUCCAUCCAGGAAGAGAAGAAGUCUGAAUCCUAUGCAGAAAAUGUGGUCGCAGUGUCGAAUGAAGAUGAUGACUUCAGGCUGUUGACUGCAGACGCCAGGAAGGCGGGAGAACGGGCACUGGUACGCAAACUGGACCGCCGGCUGAUGCCCACUGCUGUGGUCAUAUUCAUCUUGAACUACAUUGAUCGUGUCGCUGUUACUACUGCGCGGCUGCAAGGUUUAGAGCAAGAUCUCGGAUUGACCACCGUUCAGUAUGAAACCAUUCUGGCUAUCCUUUAUGCUACUUAUUGCCCGGCACAAAUACCCUCGAACAUGAUUUUGGGCUAUAUUACACGACCAUCAAUUUAUAUUGGGGCCUGUGUUGUUGGAUGGGGCCUUACAAGUGCUUUGACUGGGGUCACAACUAAUUUUUCGGGCAUCAUGGCUUGCCGUGUAUUCAUUGGUGUUCCUGAGGCUGCGUUCUAUCCUGGUAUCAUGUACCUGCUUUCGCGAUGGUAUACCAGGAAGGAGCUCGCCCUGCGAUCCGCCGCAUUCUAUUGUGGUUCUUUAAUCUCGAAUGCAUUCGGAAGCUUAAUUGCAGCUGGAAUUCUCGCAAAAAUGCAAGGCGGCGCCAUCACCAUGUUUUUUGGCUUCUUGACCAUGUGCCCCCAUAACACUCGAUGGCUUAACGCAGCGGAACGCCGCUUGGCUCAAGUUCGCCUUGCAGAAGAUGCAGGGGAGGCCGACAAGGAUUCCGACAACCUCACCAUUUACGACGGCUUAUGGCUAGCUAUCAAGGAUCCAAAGACCAUCAUUUUCAUGUUCAUGACCUGCGCGCAACUUCUAGGCCUGAGUUUCACAAACUUUUUCCCCACCUUGACUGGCACGCUUGGUUUCAACACUACUAUCACACUUUUGAUGGCGGCUCCUCCGUGGAUAUUCACGUCAGCUUGCUGCGUAAUCAGUGCAUGGCAUGCAGAUAGGGCUGGAGAGCGAUUCUUCCAUAUCGCCGGCUGGUGGUGGGUGGUCAUUCUUGGAUAUAUCAUCUCUCUAUCCACCAUGGCUACGGGCGGGCGAUACUUUUCUUUGUUCCUCAUGACCACGGGAUAUUGUGGAUUUGCCUUGACGUUGGCCUGGGUUGCAAAUGCCAUUCCUCGUCCACCGGCAAAACGCUCCGCGGCCAUUGGUCUUGUCAAUGGAUUUGGAAACCUGGGCAAUUUGAUUGGGUCGUAUGUCUGGAACGCUUCGUGGGGUCCUGAAUACCAUCAAUCCAUGAUCAUAGCAUUGUGCAGUCUCGUUUUGUCCACAGCCCUGGGGUUCCUGAUGCGGUGGAUAUUAAUCAAAGAGAAUAAGAACAUGGACAUGGAGGAGAAAAAUAUGAUGGAGGGCCCUGGCCGCGAACGUAUCGAAGAGGCUGCUAGAUUGGAAGGGAUUACAUUCGAGGAGGCUGUGAAGAGAAGGAAGGGCUUCAGGUAUCUGUAUUGAUCUUUUUUGCUUCAGAUCAGUUUCUUAGGGUCAUUGACGCUAUGUUGGAUUUUAACUCGUCAUAAGCCUGAGCUUUCUUUUUGUUAGCUGGAUUCUAUCGGGGGAAGAGACUGACUGGUAAUGCAUUGAUACUAGGAUACUUUAAGAGACGCUUGAGUCAUGUACCAUAGAUAGAGCAACUUGGACUCCUGUAACUUGAUUGGAUUUUGUACACUAAUUUGUAUACCCAUGCUUCACGCGGUGUAACGCUCGUCAAAAGCCAUCGUCGGCUACGCGAUGAUGGCCACCAAUUUCCUCGUCAUCACAGUCAUUUCUUCAUAGUUACCUUCGUUCUUUUAGAUUCUCUGACAUUCUAUGCCCUACAGUAUUUAAGCACGUAGUUUACUUAGUUGUAGGGCAGUUGAUCUUAUUC